CUAGAAAAUAGAAAUGGUUAUGAAAAGAAAUGAAACCAUUCGAGGAGGUCAAAUCCAAAGGCAUUGUAGGAAAUGCCGGAAUAAACAAACCCUGCCCACACGCCCUGUCUCUUUAUUGCACAACUAAAUUAAACUAAACUAAACGAAGCCCAUCUUCGUUUUGUUCAAAAACAUUUCCCACGAUAGAGAGAGACCUCAAAAGGAGCAAACUUUUCUCUCUCUACCUCCUCUCUGCGGGCUCUUUUUUGUUUUCUUCUAGUGUCUUUCUGAUUGGUCCUCUAAUACAUUUCCUUUCUGGGUUUUUGUGGUUUUUUCAAGGUAUAGAAGAUUUAAUUUGUGACGGAAGAUUCAAUGGCUCUGCUGCUCCUGCUUUUCUUAUUGAUGGUGCCUGUUGUUUCUGCUGAUGAAGAUGCCUUCAUUGGUGUGAAUAUUGGCACAGCACUCUCUGACAUGCCAAGUCCAACUCAGGUGGUAGCCCUUCUUAAGGCUCAGAACAUUCGACAUGUCAGGCUCUAUGAUGCAGACCGAGCCAUGCUCCAUGCACUUGCCAACACAGGCAUCCGUGUAACUGUUUCAGUUCCCAAUGAGCAGCUCCUUGGCAUUGGUCAAUCGAAUGCCACUGCAGCCAACUGGGUUGCUCGCAAUGUAAUAGCCCAUGUCCCUGCCACCAACAUCACAGCCAUUGCAGUUGGAUCUGAAAUCCUUACUACACUCCCAAAUGCUGCCCCUGUCCUGGUCUCUGCCCUGAAGUUUAUCCAUUCUGCCCUUGUUGCCUCCAAUCUUGAUGGCCAAAUUAAAGUCUCUACCCCUCAGUCUUCUUCCAUCAUCCUUGACUCUUUCCCUCCUUCCCAAGCCUUCUUCAAUCGCUCUUGGGAUCCAGUCAUGGUUCCCUUGCUUAAAUUUUUGCAGUCCACAGGGUCAUACUUUAUGCUAAAUGUAUAUCCAUACUAUGACUACAUGCAAUCAAAUGGUGUGAUCCCGUUGGACUAUGCGCUUUUCCGCCCCCUCCCUCCUAACAAGGAAGCUGUGGAUGCUAAUACACUCCUUCAUUACACUAACGUCUUUGAUGCCAUUGUUGAUGCAGCAUAUUUUUCAAUGUCCUAUCUGAACUUCACCAAAAUCCCUAUUUUUGUGACUGAGUCUGGCUGGCCAUCCAAAGGUGACUCAUCUGAGCCAGAUGCAACACUUGACAAUGCUAACACUUACAACAGCAACUUGAUUAGGCAUGUGCUUAAUAACACAGGCACUCCCAAACAUCCUGGGAUUGUGGUUAGUACAUAUAUUUACGAGCUCUAUAAUGAGGAUUCGAGACCCGGGCCAGUCUCCGAAAAGAACUGGGGGCUUUUUGAUGCCAACGGCAUGCCAGUUUAUACCUUACACUUGACUGGUGCUGGUACUUUACUUGCAAAUGACACCACAAACCAAACCUUUUGUGUUGCAAAGGAAGGUGCUGACCCAAAGAUGCUACAGGCAGCUCUUGAUUGGGCUUGUGGACCUGGGAAAGUUGAUUGCUCAUUCUUGUUACAAGGGCAGCCAUGCUAUGAGCCAGAUAAUGUUGUUGCUCAUUCAACAUAUGCUUUCAAUGCUUAUUUCCAGAAAAUGGCCAAGUCUCCUGGUACUUGUGAUUUUAAAGGUGUAGCCACCAUCACCACCAGUGACCCAAGUCAUGGUUCCUGUAUAUUUCCUGGAAGUGCUGGAAGAAAUGGUACCUUCCCAAAUACAACUUCUCUGGCGCCGUCAUCAAAUUCAUCGACAUCUGGUUGCCAUUCCGUAUAUUUCUAUGGUGCUGGUUCCUUCACAACCUCUGUGAUUAUAGGUGUUUUACUAAUGAGCAUGGUUUGCUUGUAAAACUUUGUGCAUUUGUAUCAGUUGUAACCCUUGGAUAGCAUUGGAAUCAUUCAAAACAUUUGUUUUUUUAUGCCAUCAGACAACUUGCGGCACACCCAAUUUUGGUUUUCCUGGAGAGGAGUUAAGGGGGUGGCCAGGUUGAUAGGUCAAAUAGCCACGGAGUAGUUUUUUAACAUGAGUUGGUGAAUUUGGAUUUUUUUUAUAGACCAGCGAAAAGAAUUCUGGAUGAUUAUUGUAAAGUUGUAACUAUCUUUUUAGGGCAGAAUAUGUAUUCUUUGAA
This is a messenger RNA of Populus trichocarpa (black cottonwood), 2128 nucleotides long. Its product is annotated as glucan endo-1,3-beta-glucosidase 3. The transcript has 4 exons. Gene Ontology annotation, molecular function: hydrolase activity, hydrolyzing O-glycosyl compounds. The record is from RefSeq and is a predicted model, not a curated record. NCBI's taxonomy places the organism in Eukaryota, Viridiplantae, Streptophyta, Magnoliopsida, Malpighiales, Salicaceae. Gene Ontology annotation, biological process: carbohydrate metabolic process. Gene Ontology annotation, cellular component: plasma membrane. Bases 352 to 1848 code for a protein of 498 amino acids.